Oncorhynchus keta (chum salmon) is the source of this 1590-nucleotide messenger RNA. RefSeq names its product dnaJ homolog subfamily C member 5-like. The transcript has 7 exons. The record is from RefSeq and is a predicted model, not a curated record. The coding region runs from base 278 to 862 and encodes 194 amino acids. Lineage: Eukaryota; Metazoa; Chordata; Actinopteri; Salmoniformes; Salmonidae.
CAUUUUUUGUCCAAAACUCCUCUCAUACGUGAUUCAUCGUGAUAUGUCUCAAAAUCUAAACAAAAGGAACGACCCCUCAAAACACAACAGCUACCGACAUACAGCAGUGGUGGAUGAAGUGAAAGGAAUCCUACGAGUAGGUGGUGCUCUUGUGUCACUGAAUACAGAGGUCUUGUGAAAACCAUGGUGGAAACCUAUCGAACCUACUGAACAGAUGGGACGACAGGAGCACUGGAGCUGACGGCCUGGACAGAGGAACAGGUAAUGGUGAGAAAAGAUGUCAGAGCAAAGGCAACGUUCCCUGUCCACCUCAGGAGAGACCCUCUAUCUAGUCCUGGGCCUCGACAAGACUUCUACACCGGAUGACAUCAAGAAGUCCUACAGAAAACUUGCUUUGAAAUAUCAUCCAGACAAGAACCCAGAGAACCCGAACGCCACAGAUAAAUUCAAGGAGCUCAACAAUGCCCACUCCGUGCUGUCAGAUGCCUCCAAGAGGAACAUCUACGACAGCUAUGGCUCCCUCGGUCUGUACGUGGCACAGCAGUUUGGAGAGGAGAACGUCAAUGCUUAUUUCAUGCUCUCCAGUUGGUGGGCAAAGGGCCUGUUUGCGGUCUGCGGCGUGCUAACAGGCUGCUACUUCUGCUGCUGCCUGUGCUGCUGUUUCAACUGCUGCUGUGGGAAGUGUAAACCCAAAACUCUUGGAGAGGAGGACCCCGACACCUACGUGUCCCCUGAAGACCUGGAGGAGCAGAUCCGCACAGACAUGGAGACAGACGCUGACGACAUCCCCAUAAUACAGCAGCCAACCAAUGCAAGCGAGAGGACCGGGUUGAUUGGUGACGGACGACGGGCCUAUACCUAACACAACUAAGAAGAAAGACCGGAGGACGGGUGAUGUCAUAGGGAUUCCAGAACUGGCUUUAAAUACCUGUAUUUGAGUAUUUGUUAUUUGAAUACUUAUUUUGAUAUAUUUUAGUAUUUUCAAAUAAUGUGGCCCGAAUCACUUACAACUAAGUAUUUGAAAGUGUUUUCAAAUAAUUUCCUAUAAAUAGCCUACUAUUUAACUUGUUUCAAAAACUAUUUUCCAAUACCUGGGUUAAGUGCAUGGUAGUGUAUUUGAGUCAUUUGAGUCUGUAUUUUCAAAUACAUUCCAAUAUUCAACUACUUGUCUUUUGAAAUAAAACAUAUCUACUUACUUCCAAAUGUAUUUUAAAGUAAUUUAAAUACCCUAAAUAGUAUUUGAACCCAGGAUCUGAGGGGAUUCAUUCAUUGACCUGGUAGAUCCCAAAAGGGUUCCAAUUACAUUCCACCCCUUGACUACACUUUGUAAAUUGAACCCAGGAUCUGAGGGGAUUCAUUCAUUGACCUAGUAGAUCCCAAAAGGGUUCCAAUUACAUUCCACCCCUUGACUACACUUUGUAAAUUCUGAAUGAGUGUUAGUUUGUGUGCAUUGUGUUUGUUUGUUAUUUAUUCUGAACAAAAUACAAAGUAUCCCUAGAAUUGUGCAUUUAAAAUUGUGGCUGUGAAAGAAUUGAGAGAUGUCAGUAUUUUGUCAUGUGAGCAAUAAAGACUGCCCUUUUUGAAAUGUUA